Molecule: messenger RNA, 3107 nt
Organism: Rana temporaria (common frog)
Lineage: Eukaryota; Metazoa; Chordata; Amphibia; Anura; Ranidae
Product: erlin-1-like
Exons: 12
Coding region: 113-1132 (339 amino acids)
Biological process (GO): SREBP signaling pathway
Cellular component (GO): endoplasmic reticulum; endoplasmic reticulum membrane
Molecular function (GO): ubiquitin protein ligase binding; cholesterol binding
Source: RefSeq, a predicted model, not a curated record
GAACACCGGAAGCCGUUGCUAUGGAGCUGCCUAAGGUCCUCUUGGGCUUCCGUCGUUGGAGGUGCGCCGGAACGCGGAAUAUGAGAGAGUGAGGGACGGCGCGUUAGUGAGAAUGACCAUGGCGCAGCUGGGAGCGGUAGUAGGAGUGGCGACUGUCCUAAUUGCCUUGAUUUUACAUUCAUCUAUUCAUAAGGUGGAAGAAGGUCAUCUGGCUGUGUAUUACAGAGGGGGUGCUUUAUUAAGUAGUCCUAGCGGACCAGGAUUUCAUAUAAUGUUCCCUUUCAUCACAAGUUUUCGUUCAGUUCAGACAACGUUACAAACUGAUGAGGUGAAAAAUGUACCCUGUGGUACCAGUGGGGGUGUUAUGAUUUACUUCGACCGGAUUGAGGUUGUAAAUAUGUUGCUUCCUUCAGCAGUGUAUGAUAUUGUGCGGAACUACACAGCGGAUUAUGACAAAGCUUUAAUUUUUAACAAAAUCCAUCAUGAACUGAAUCAGUUUUGCAGUGUUCACACACUGCAAGAAGUGUAUAUAGAGCUGUUUGAUCAGAUUGAUGAGAACCUUAAACUGUCACUACAGAUAGAACUUAAUUCCAUGGCCCCUGGACUCACAAUACAGGGUGUACGUGUAACUAAGCCAAAGAUUCCAGAAGCUAUUCGCAGAAACUUCGAACUAAUGGAAGGGGAGAAAACCAAGCUACUGAUUGCUGCACAGAGGCAGAAAGUGGUUGAGAAGGAAGCAGAGACAGAAAGGAAAAAAGCUGUUAUUGAGGCAGAAAAAGUUGCACAAGUGGCAAAAAUUCACGAUCAACAAAAAGUAAUGGAGAAAGAAACCGAGAAACGCAUUUCUGAGAUUGAAGAUUCAGCUUACCUUGCCAGAGAAAAAGCCAGAGCAGAUGCUGAAUUUUACACUGCGGAGAAGUUUACAGAGGCUAACAGGUUGAAACUGACACCCCAGUAUCUGGAGCUCAUAAAGUAUCAAGCCAUUGCUGCAAACAACAAGAUCUAUUUUGGAAGUGACAUCCCCAGCAUGUUUAUGGAUUCGACUUCUCUGAAACCUCCAGUAAUGCAGCAAUAUGGUGGAGGUUUGUCAGACAGAGAGGGCAAGUCUCAAAAGAAGGCUGGGAAAUUGUGAAAAUGAUCUGGUGAGGGAAGACUCUUUGCAGCCUCUUGGAUAUGAAGAAGCUAUAAGGAUGGAACCCGAUCAAGCACAACAGCUUUCUUAAGACUGAUCAUAAAACGUCAACUGCCACUUCAUCUGCUCCUGAUUUCUUCUUUUUGAAUUCCAUUCUUACAAUAGUUAGCCUUUCUCCAUCUUUUCUUUGAUCUUCCAGUUGAACAUCAAGCUGUAUUAGAAUGAUACCCGGUGCUCAUACUGAGCUUCGCAUACAGCUGCGUUUUAAGCAGUCAUGGGCUGUUGUCCCUUUUACACACUACAUCUAAAAUGUGCCUCUCGAACCCUUAGAGCAUAACUUUGAAAGGCUGGGAUUACUGUUUGCAGAAGCAGAAAAGUGUUCUGUAUACAGUGCCUAUAAUUAAAUAUUAAAAGAAGGCAGAUUUCAGUUGGGGGAUCUUUAUGGUCUCUUAUGAUGGCUUAAACAACUGCGCUAUCUGUACUUUCUUCAUUGCACUAUAGUGACCUGUUGAUUCCUUGAGAAAUCCAGGAGAUGCAAACCCAUGUCUUAACUGUCGACUUACAUCAGCGAUUCCUCUCUGAAAGACCCCAUGAGCUAACUUGCAUGAAUACGAUAAAGCUGGCCUUCUAUCAUUGAGUGGAUUGUUGCAGAAAGCUGUCCUUUUUACCACUUUUGUACAAGCAUUUUGGAGCAGGUUCUUAUUGGCUUUGACAGAUAUCUGGGACUGUCGUGAACAUCCUAUUUUUUAUUUCCUGUUGUCUUGCUGUAAAAAGCGUAUCCAGGCUGUGAGCUGCUCUGAGUUUUCAGAAAUCCUUUUUGGUGCUUGUUUCCCAUAAUACUGACUAGUCCUAUAUUAGUUUCUGAGGACUUGUUAAAAAGUUUAUUUUGUGCGUGUGUUUAAAUUCCUUUUAGAAUGACUCCAUAGAGAUAAAAAAAAAUAAAAAUUGGCACACUCUGCAAAAGAAAACUACACUUUCCUGUUCAUCAUAUCUUUACAUUCUUGCCAAACAAACCCACUGUCAGUAUCUUCAGCAUCUGACAAACCUGGAAGUUUUUGUUCUAGCCUCCAGCCACACUGGUAGCAGCUGUCAGAUGGAACCACAGGCAUCCAGCUCCCCUGGAAAUGUGUGACAGAUGCUGAACGUCUGCAGCCGGUUUUUCUUGUGGGUGGACAGGUAAGUAUAAAUAGUCUUUUGCACAGUGGGCUUUUUUAUUUUUAAAUUCAGCAACAGAGUCACCUUAAGGACUGCUAUACACCAGCAUCUCCUGAGUUGGUGUUGAUGCAGGACAGACAUUUUAUUUAACCCCUAGGUGCCGACCGUACGCAAAUAUGCAGCCUUUUGGUGGGAGGACCUUGGCACGGAGUGGCCGCUUAUUUGCUUACCGAUUUAGCAGACACAGCUGUGCCGAAAGUGUGCUCCCAACAGUUACCAGCGCCAAACCGAAAGCUCCCGAUCAUGUUAUGACAGCCAAUCACGGCGGUCACAUGAUUAAAAACCCCUGUCUCCUGGCAUCUGAAACCUCUUAAAGCUCCAGGGGGGCGCCAGGACAAAGUGGUUAACAUCUACUUUUGUUGGUGUUUUUACAGCCUUUGUAAUUCUCAGAAUGUUGUGAAACGCAUCGGUGCUUGUGUACAAGGUCUGAACAAAAAUGGACAUUAAAAGUUGAACCGAUAUCAGCUAUUGCUCGUUAUUUGAAGAACUUAAUUAGGCUGUUAUCAAGUAAAAAUGUGUAAUUUAGGGAGGACAAACGUAAUGGAGAUUAUUAUAACUGAUAUACCUGAGAUUGCUUAGCAGGUGGAAGGAAAUGCUAAAGCUACUGAAUAUGUUUUAUUAACUAUCUUUCUUUUUUUUUUUUUUUUUUUUUUUUUUUUUUUUUUUUAUAAUUUUUUGGAACGGUAACAGAUUCAUUGCUGACUGGAAGAUAACAUGACCUAACCGUUAUCUUCUUUAAAUAUCCUUAUUAAUCCAGUAA